Molecule: messenger RNA, 1368 nt
Organism: Diabrotica virgifera virgifera (western corn rootworm)
Lineage: Eukaryota; Metazoa; Arthropoda; Insecta; Coleoptera; Chrysomelidae
Exons: 1
Coding region: 1-1368 (455 amino acids)
Source: RefSeq, a predicted model, not a curated record
AUGGGCGUUCAAAAAAUCUCUGCGGUUAACUCGAAAAAUCUAGCUAAAUUAGUAGACACCUUUUUAGAAAAUUUAGCCGCAUUGAAAACUUUAGGCCUUCCCACUGAGCAUUGGGAUUUCAUUAUGUUCAAUUUGCUUUUGUCGAAAUUAGAUGUUGAUUCCAUUAAGCUAUUCGAGUUGAAAAAUAAGUCUAAUGAAAUUCCUUCAUUUAAAAAAUUAGUAGCGUUCAUCGAAACCCAAUACAUCGCAUAUGAUAAUUUAGACAGUAGUAUAGGUGAGGGAAAGAAGUCGUCGCGGGCCCCAAAUAGCACGGAGCCAAGGGCCAACUCCAGACACCAAACUGGUGAUUCAAGGCACAAUCGUAGUAGCUCGUCGUUCGUAACAAAUUCGUCUUCAGUAUGUUGCGCUCUAUGCAAACAAAGCCAUUAUCUCAACCAGUGUUCGUUGUUCUUGAAAAAAUCGCCAAAAGAGAGAUAUCAGUUUUGUAAAGAGUCUUCUUCCUGUUUUAAGUGUCUUAAUCAGGCUAAUCAUUCAGUCAAGUCGUGUCCUAAAUCCUUCAGAUGUAGCAAAUGUAGUAGUCAUCUCCAUAAUAGUUUGUUACACUUCGAGAGAAACCGUUCCAAUAGUCAGUCGUCCUCAGAAAAUAAUAGUCCAGGGACAUCGGGAAUCGAAUCGUCUCCUGAAGUAUCCCAUUGUGCAGCUAGUUUUGUAGGAAAUAAAAAUGAAACCAAAAAGGAAAUCUUGAAACAACCCUUGAGAUGUCUUAUUGAUUCCGGUUCGAUGAGUUCGUUCAUUAGUCGAAAGGCUGCCAAUCAAUUGGGAUGGCCUAAAACUCCUUGCUCGUUCGAAGUUAACGGACUCAAUUCGAUGCAAACGAAACUGAAUCAGGGGCAAAUAAGUUUCUCUAUCCAACCUCGUCAUCAGGAGUCACCGGUGUUUCAUUUGGAGGCUAUUAUUACAGAUCGGGUUUGCUCGGAUUUGCCCAGCACCCAUAUAGAUAUUUCUGCUUGGAAUUAUAUUAAAAAUUUGAAGUUAGCUGAUCCCAAAUUUAAUUGUAGUCAAUCGGUCGAUUUGUUAAUUGGUUGUAGUAUAUUUUCGAAGGUGUUGUUAGAGGGUAAAAUUGAAGGUAAACCGGGACAACCUGAUGCCCUAAAUACCGUUUUUGGAUAUAUUUUGUUGGGCCCAACUAGCACACCUAACCUUUCGUCAACUUGUUCUUCUUCUUCGUCGCUUGUUUGUCUUUCAAAUGUGAAAGACUCGUUAGAUUCUUCGUUAAGGAAAUUUUUGGGAACUGGAGAACAUACCGGAAGAGCCAGUUUCAGAACCGGAAGACGUUCUGUACGAAACCAUGUAUCGGGAAACACAUAG